AUGAAUAUUUUUGUCACAAAUCAUAUGACACAAGAGUUGACACAAUUGAAGGCAUUACUCGAGACAAGAGAUGACACCGAAGAACAGCCACAAAUCUAUGCGAAGAACUCUUUCGAUCGUUUCGGUGAUGACUUGUGUGGACUCAUACUGUCUUUCUCUCCACAGAAACACAGAUAUCGUUACGAAUGUGUGUCCAAACAGUUCCAGAGGACAGUCUUCGUGAGUGUUGUGAACGUCAUUAUCAGCGAUGGAUGUUUGACGCAAAUACCGGAGAGAUAUGUCCCGCAAAUGUUGGCCACAAUUACCACAAAGUGUCCCAACAUUGAGAUCAUUGACUGCCGAAGAAUAGACACAUUCAGACGUCACGUCCCGACAAUACUGACCACAUUUCGGGACAAUUGCCAUAAUUUGCGGCACAUUUACUGCAGUCUAUUGGAGGGGAACAACAAAUGGCUGUCGGAAUACCAAUCGUUGGUCACCCGAAUCGGUUCCAUCGACAGGACGUAUAGCAGCCCUUAUGUCCAGCGCUGCCAACGAUUGACCAAAAUUGUGAUCAAAUCAUUGCGCGACGGCUUCUCUCCGAAGAGACCAAUACUGACCACGAAAUUAGAGAAAUUGUCGUUCCGUUCGUACGACGGGAUCAGUGGCGGUGAUAAUCAACUCUUCGCCGCAGUUGUGGCAAACAAUCAGUCGCUGACACGUCUGUCAGUGCACGCCAUGAAACCCGAAACCGUAGACAUUAUGACAGAGUUUGCGGACAUAGUGUCGCAAAAUGUGCCACAAUUGCGGCGAUUGUCUCUCUAUUUCGAUGUGACAGACAUUGGCUACUCAUUGGACGCCUCUUUGCGGACAAUUGGCGUGAAGUGUAAACAAUUGAAAAUAUUGUCACUCGGAUUGCGUUCAUGUUAUGGCCAAAGCGCUGUCCAGACAUUCAAUUCAUUGCAAUAUUUUUCACGAUUAAAGCGAUUGUCGUUAAAAGUCUAUGCGAUGGGCAAUGACUUCGAGUCCUAUAAACAGCAAUUUGUGGAUCCGUUGAAACACUGCCACCGAUUAACGCAUUUAAGUCUUGAAUUGUCACAAAUGAGUGGACAAUAUUUUUGGCCACGACUUCAAUACCUGUUUAUUCGUUAUUACAAACAGAAUAACACGAUUGACAACGAGUUUGUGUCUCACAUCUCAAGACUACCGGCGCUGCAAACGCUUGUCAUUCAAUGCAAUCAAGACAUUGAUUUCUCGGCCAAUGAUUUGAAUGCUGUGUUGUCUUCGAGUCCUAAACUCAAGAACAUUGAAAUCCGUAGGACACAAUUGAUGACAUCACUCGAGACCACAGAUGACGGCAAUGAAGACAAUUACAGACAACAGACACAAAUCUAUGCCAAAGACUCUUUGGAUCGUUUCGGUGAUGACUUGUUUGGACUUCUAUUGUCUUAUCUCUCACUCGAAGACAGAUUCCGAUGCGAAUGUGUGUCCAAACAGUUUCAGAGGACAGCCUUCGACAGUGUUAUCGACAUUAAUAUCAAUGACCGACUUAUGAGACAAAUACGAAGAACAACAAUAACUCAAACAAUACCAACAAUUGCCACAAAGUGUCCAAACAUUGAGACCAUUGACUGCCGAGGAAUAAACAAGUCAUAUGAUAGACAUAUACCCGAAGUGUUGGACAUAUUUCACGACAAUUGCCGGCAUUUACGGGAAAUUUACUACAAUUUGCGGCAAAAUUACUACCAAUGGAUCCCAAAGUUGGGAACACUUGUCACCAGAAUUGGCAGUAUUUCUGCCAAACACUCACUCAUUCAUUGCCACCGAUUGUCUCACUUAACGGUGGAUUCAAUUCUAAAAGUCUUUGACAACUAUUCCGGAGAACUUAUGGCAAAGAAUUUGUUGGGAUUUGAGUUUAGAUUCAGUGAUAAACACAUUAGAAACCAAUUGUUGUGGACAUUAGUGGCCGACAAUCAGUCGCUGCAAAGUGUGGCCGUAAAUGAGAUCAAAUUCAAAGCUCAAGACACUAUCACUGAACUGAUCCAACAAUUGUCACGAUUACCACAAUUGCGUGAAUUGACUCUUGAGUUCCGCGCGUUUCCAAAUCAGGACUUAUUGAGCGACUCUUUGCGGACAAUUGGCGUGAAUUGCAAACAAUUGCAACGAUUGUCACUCCGAUUGAACCCUGAGAUCACAGAAAUCAAUGUCCAAAUAUGGGAUCCGUUGAAAGUGUUUCGACGACUGAAACGAUUGAAAUUAAUAUUCACUUCACAAUUGAUGUCUCUCUGGAUUCCCGGCCGAAAAUUAACGCAUUUAUGGAUCAAAUGCUCGGAAAUGAACAGUAAUUUGUUAGUCAAUUGUCACGAACUUUGGCCACGACUUCAAUACCUGUCCAUUAAAUGCCGAUAUAUUGACGGCCAGUGUUUGGAUCACAUCUCAAGACUACGAGUUCUGCAAACACUUGUCAUUCAAUGCUAUGUAAGCAUUGAUCUCAAAGAUAAUGAUUUCUGGGAUCUGUUGUCGAGAAGUCCUAAACUCAAGAACAUUGAAAUCAUUGAAGACUUUAUCCCACAGUUUAAAUAUAUAAUAUAUAACAAUAUGGCACAACAGACGAAACACAAUAAGACAUCACUCGAGACCACAGAUGACAGCAAUGAAGACAAACCACAGAACACAACGUGUCAGCCAUUGACAAUGAUUUACGCAAAGAACUCAAUGGACAGAUUCGGCGAUGAAGUGAAUGAACUUUUGUUAUCUCAUCUCUUACUCGAAGAUCGGUUUCGAUUUGAAUGUGUGUCCAAACAGUUCCAGAGGACUGUCUUCGAGAGUGUUGUCUGCAUUGAUAUCAACGAUCAAAUCAAAAGAAGUGAAAAGGAAUCUAUCGGUAAAAUGUUGGCCACAAUUGCCAUAAAGUGUCCAAACAUUGAGAUCAUUGACUGCCGAGGAAUAGGUACCAAAUAUGAGAAACACUGGUUGUAUGCUCUCCAUCACAAAAGUCGAAUCGUAUAUGCCAUUCGAUAA
Molecule: messenger RNA, 3000 nt
Organism: Medioppia subpectinata
Lineage: Eukaryota; Metazoa; Arthropoda; Arachnida; Sarcoptiformes; Oppiidae
Source: the annotation of a GenBank genome assembly